Messenger RNA from Parastagonospora nodorum SN15, 1467 nucleotides. RefSeq lists its product as hypothetical. The transcript is spliced from 4 exons. NCBI's taxonomy places the organism in Eukaryota, Fungi, Ascomycota, Dothideomycetes, Pleosporales, Phaeosphaeriaceae. The record is from RefSeq and is a predicted model, not a curated record. Bases 1 to 1467 code for a protein of 488 amino acids.
AUGAAGGCUAUAUCGAACGCCGGGAAGUCUCUUGCAAUUUCUUCCUACAUACACGACUCGAAAUCGCGGUUUGAUGCGUGUUUCGCGGAGUUCUUUGCAUCGGUGCACUUAGUUUUGACGUUCCGAGGCUUGGCGCGCACCCCACCCGAUUCCAAGGUUAUGGCCGUUCCCCGUGCCUCCGCCGCGCACUCUAUCAACGUUGUUGGAGGACUGCUCACGUGCCAUUAUGUUCAGCCUUGCCCCGAAAGUGAUCUCAACACCAGUCAUCCAGACGCAACAUUGUUGUCGGACACAUACAUCUUAUCUUUUGGCGACAAUGAUGUGCCUUGGUCCAUCACUAACAAUGGACCAUCACGACAACAUGACGGAGAUGUUGAAUGUGAUUUGAUUAGGAACACUGGGCAUCGUAAUGAUUUUCUUGUCGACGAGUCCGCUUUCACUUCAAGUUUGAGUUCGGGUUCUUCCUCGACAGUACAUCACACCGCAACUACAUAUGAUCAUGGAACAACCAACUUUGCUGCUUUCGACUGGGUUGGGGGUUUCUCUGAGCAGCCUGGAAGCUAUGAAGCAAUGCUUCCGCCCGACUGUGCCGAUUCCAUAUAUAACUUACCACUCUCUAUGGUUGACGGUUCCAGCUGCUCCGACCACUGGCACACCAAUUUGCAAGUGGACGUGGUUGGAGCGCCUCACGGAGCUUUCGCGCGUGACACUGUCGAGCCAUAUCUCCUACAAUGCCAAGACGGAUUGAGCAUAGAAGAUGAUGAGCUCGACACAACCCGCACCCUGGACAUUUCCAGUCACAAUUCGUUGCCGGAAUUGCUCUCGUCUGCGGCCGUAAAUGUCAGGCCACAGGGGCUAGGGAAACGUUCUCUCACACGAAAGGGAGAACACCGGCAGUGCAACACAUCUGUUUUUCGAGAAUGGCUUCAUAUUAAUGGUUUAAGAUCAUACCCUAGUCCGGACCAAAUUGCAGAGCUUGCGGCGAUUGCCGGAGUCACUGUGAAGCAGGCACGAAAUGCCCUUAGUAAUUUCAGAUCCCGCAUGCAGCAGACUGUGCAUGGCUACGACGAUACUGAAUGGGUAUGUAUGCUCCUCGGUCCUGUUACUCCAGAAGGAGAAUGCGUGUUCUGUCGCGAUCCUGUCGAGGACAUGACUCACUUCGACAUGCACAACCUUCACGACUGUCUCGAAAGCAACAUGCACGAACGGAGCUUCGCCCGCAAAGAUCUCCUUAAGCAGCACAUACAACAGAAACAUUUUACAGACACGGAAGAGUCGCUCUCGAAAGCCUUUCAAGUUCCUCAAGCGUGGGAACAAGAGGUGGAUGCUAUCAACAUCAAUAGCGAGGCGCUUUGGUGUGGCUUUUGCACAUAUAUGUGCGAUUCCGUUGCGGAUCGUAUGGAACAUGUUGCUGAUCAUUUUCGGAAUGGCUACGAUAUGGAUGGGUGGGCUUAUCUAACCAUGUGA